Tachyglossus aculeatus (Australian echidna) is the source of this 987-nucleotide messenger RNA. Its product is annotated as olfactory receptor 4C46-like. The record is from RefSeq and is a predicted model, not a curated record. Gene Ontology annotation, biological process: G protein-coupled receptor signaling pathway. The transcript has 6 exons. Gene Ontology annotation, cellular component: membrane. Lineage: Eukaryota; Metazoa; Chordata; Mammalia; Monotremata; Tachyglossidae. Bases 1 to 987 code for a protein of 328 amino acids. Gene Ontology annotation, molecular function: olfactory receptor activity.
AUGGGAGCUAAUGUCAGAGUCUGCAUAAGAACUGGUGCCACUUUCAGGGAUGUAGUCAAGAACCUGUUACAAGACAAGGCUCCAAACCAAAUGAGGAUCAUCAUUCUCUAUACAGAAUCUGCAGCUCUCACCUGUGCCAUCAUCGCCUAUCCUGAAUUGAUGGGUAAUAAAAACAAUAUGACAGAAUUCAUUCUAUUGGGACUUACACCGAAUCCAAGGAUGCAGAAGGUCAUCUUUGUUGUCUUUUUAAUCAUUUACAUCAUCACCAUGGUGGGAAAUCUGAUCAUCGUAAUAACCAGAACCACCAGGAAGACUCUGGACUCCCCCAUGGCCGAAAUUAUUCUCCUCACAGUGAUGGCCUAUGACCAUUAUGUGGCGAUAUGUAAGCCGCUGCAUUACAUGACCAUCAUGAACCGGCGUGUGUGUGGUGUGCUGGUGGUGGUAGUCUGGAUGGAAGGCCUGGUGCACGCGACCAUCCAGAUUCUCUUCAUGGUCGAUCUACCCUUCUGUGGCCCCAACAUCAUCGAUCACUUCCUUUGUGAUCUGAACCCUUUGCUGAACCUUGGUUGCACGGUCACCCACACCCUCGGCCCUUUUGUAGCCACCAACAGUGGGUUGAUCUGUCUAUUAAACUUUGUCAUGUUGAUGAUUUCCUAUGUCAUGAUCCUAUGCUCCCUGAAAACACACAGUAAAGAAGAUAGGUGCAAAGCACUCUCGACCUGCAUCUCCCACAUCACCAUCGAUGUCCUGUUCUUUGUUCCAUGUAUAUUUAUGUAUAUGUGGCCUGCCUCCACCUUCCCCAUGCAUAAUGCUAUUGCAGCAUGGCAAUCCUGGGAUCAUGAAGCACUCAGAGGCACUUGUGUGAAAGUGUUGGUCUGCUCUAGAUUCAAGUCUUCAGAAAAGAUUCAAGUCUUCCUUUAUUCCUUUAUACACCUCUCAUUCCCCCAAAAAAUCAUCUCCGGAGAAAAGCACACGAUAAGGUGCUGA